GCCCAGAUCUGCAUCAAAAUAGAAGUCCCAUUGCCUCCUCUCUCUCUCUCUUUUUCCCUCCCCUUCUGGCCUAUGGUGAUCCCUGGCCUCUUCCAGGAAAAAGACCUCGCUGGGCUUGAAACCUUCCUCUUGGAGCAGCAAAAAGCAAGAUGCGAGUGAAUAUUAAAGAGGCUGCUGGAUAUUUCUCGGACAACCAAGGGACGGUGAUGGAUCCAGACCAGAGCAUUCCCAACAAUGAGAGUAUCACCCAGGAGCUUGCUGAUGAUCAACAAGCAAAUGAGAAGGAGGAGGAUGUUCCGACACAAAUAUCUGAACAAAACCAACAAACUGGGAUGCCUCUGGGCUUAGCAGGAGUAAACGCUGACCUGUGUCUUGAGAAAGAAGGAACAUCUGCGAAUCACCGCAGGCUGGAAAGAGAUCCUGAGCAGCAUAUAGGAAAAAGAACAGAUAGCGAUGUUUCUUUCACAAAGAAGUCCCAAGCUCUUACCAAAGGGCCAGCCCGAAAGCGCAUUCGCACCCCGAGGACGUGCGACGAGUGUGGGAAGACCUUCGCCCAAGCCUCCAACCUCGUAGCCCAUAAGAGAAUCCACACCGGCGAGAAGCCGUAUAAAUGUUUGGAUUGUGGCAAAUGCUUCACCGAACGGUCCAACCUUAAUAGGCACCAGCGGACCCAUGGAGGGGAUAAACGCUAUCAGUGCCUCGAGUGUGGGAAAGGUUUUUGCUUUGAAUCCGAUCUGGUUCGGCAUGAAAUUACCCACUUGGGAGAAAAGCCAUACAAAUGCUUUGAUUGCGGGAAGACCUUCAGCCAUGCCUCGACCCUGAUUAGACACAAAAAUAUCCAUACGGGAGAGAAGCUCUAUUGCUGUAUCGAGUGCGGGAAAAGCUUCACUCAGAGUUCAUCCCUCCUGGCGCAUAAAAGGCUCCACACGGGAGAGACCCCGUUCAUAUGCCCCGUUUGUGGGGAUACUUUCAAUUGGAAGUCACACCUCAUUACACAUGAAAGGACCCACACCGGAGAAAGGCCGUACAAGUGCUCCAAGUGCGGAAAAAGCUUCAUGGAGAAGUCUAAACUGAAUCGACACCAGAGAACCCACAUGGAACGGGAAGGUCAUGCGUGUGACGAGUGCGGGAAAGUCUUCACCAACAAAUCCAACCUCGCGAGGCAUCAGAUAAUCCACAAAGGCACCCAGGCGUUCAUAUGCCUCAGCUGUGGGAAAACCUUCAACCAGAUAUCGAAACUGAUUCGGCACGAGAGGGUCCACACGAAUGAGGAGCCAAAUGAAUGGCCAGAUGGCCAGGUGCGGUACGAAGACGGCUCCAUCCUCAUUUCAAAUACACCCAAGCACCUUGAUUUGGAAGACCAAUCUUCUAAAUAUAUGGAUGGCAAAAAAGACUACAACCAUUGUUCCCUCAUUGCAGGAGUGAAUCCAGAGGGACCAGUGCCAAUGGGAGACCAACUCUGCGACUGGCAAAACAAUGAAACAAGCGACAGUCACCGUUCACUCAUUGUUACUGCUGUGAAGGAGGAGGAUCAACCGUAUGAAUGCUCUGAAAGCGAGACCCCCUACCAGAGUAGCCCAUUCUUUAUCAACAGUGGGAAUGAGGGAAAGGUGGUGAAGACCCAACUCUACAACUGCCUGGUCGGUCAGAAAAUGUGCAACGAUCUGCCUCUCCUUAUAGAGAGACAAGAGAGCUCUCCAGGGGAGGAGAAAGAGUUUACUUGUUCCGAGUGUGGGAAGAACUUUAAUUGGAAGUCCCAUUUCAUCCGGCAUAAGAGGAUUCACACUGGAGAAAAACCAUACGACUGCCCAGAUUGUGACAAAAGCUUCAGUCGGCGGUCGCACCUUGUUCGGCACGGGAGGACCCAUACUGAGCUGAGCUUGUAUUCGCAGGCCGAGGAGGAAGCGUUAGAUCAGGAUGCCGGUACUAUGAGCGCAAGUGAAUCCGUAGAAGAAGGAAAUCAGAUGAACACACAGUCGGUUGAAACUGAGGCUCAGGUUGUAUGAAACGCUGGCAUGCAGGAGAGGAAGUCUUUAGUAAAAAAAAAAAUCAAGGAUAUAGUAGAGUCUCGCUUAU
This is a messenger RNA of Anolis sagrei ordinatus, 2076 nucleotides long. Its product is annotated as zinc finger protein ZFP2-like. Lineage: Eukaryota; Metazoa; Chordata; Lepidosauria; Squamata; Anolidae. The record is from RefSeq and is a predicted model, not a curated record.